UUCUACUGCAAGCUUGACCGCUUUCUUCUCUCCUCUGUAGGUCUUCUUCUUCUCCUACAAAGGGAAAUAUAGAGAUAAAGGUGCCUCGUUUACCUUCUUCCUUGCUCGUUCUGGGUCCAUGGAAUCGAUUCCUCUUCUCCAUGGCUUCUCUCUUCUCCUCCUCUGCCUUCUCCUUCUCCGCCCCAGGGCUGUUCAGGGGAAUGCAGAGCUGAGAGCCCUCAUGGAGGUCAAAGCAGCGCUGGACCCCGAGGGGAGGAUUCUAGCCUCGUGGACGAGCAAGGGGGACCCUUGCCGAGGGGAUUUCGAAGGGGUAGCGUGCAACGAGCACGGCAAAGUGGCCAACAUCUCGCUCCAGGGGAAGGGCCUCUCGGGGUUCAUCUCGCCGGCGGUUGCCGAGCUCCAGUGUCUCUCGGGGCUGUACCUCCACUAUAAUGCUCUCAGAGGGGAGAUACCGAAAGAAAUCUCUAACCUCACCGAGCUCUCUGACCUCUACCUCAACGUUAACAACCUCUCCGGCCGCAUUCCGGUGGAGAUCGGCAAAAUGGGGAGCCUGCAAGUGUUGCAGCUGGGCUAUAACCAGUUGACAGGAGCCAUUCCGGCCACUUUAGGAGAUUUAACUCAGUUGACGAGGCUGUAUUUGAGCUUCAAUCAUCUCUUUGGUUCAAUUCCUGUGAAGCUUGCUCAGGUUCCUCAGCUGGUAGUAUUCGAUGUCCAGAAUAACUCCCUCUCCGGCAGCGUCCCUUCCGAUUUAAAGAGGCUGAAUGAAGGAUUCCAGUACGGAAACAACACCGGUCUAUGUGGAGUUGGAUUCACUUCCCUCAAAGGUUGCCCUUCAGAUGAUCCCCUCAAGCCUAGCAAACCUGAACCCUUUGGACAGGAGAUCCCACAAUCGGCGAACGUUACCACACAUUGCAACCAUUCCCACUGCCCAAAAUCUUCAAAAUCCUCUGCGGUAAAAGUUGUUAUUGGAAUAGUUGCUAUGGCAGUUGGAGGGUUGGUUAUCAGUUUAUUGGCCUUUGCACUAUAUCGCCGCCGGAAGCAAAAGAUCGGUAGUGCGCUCGAGGUUUCAGAUAGCCGGCUAAGCACUGACCAGCCCAAGGAUUUCUAUCGAAAGAGUGCCUCCCCACUUAUCAGCCUCGAGUACUCCAGUGGAUGGGAUUCGUUGGUUGAUGGGCGAGGCGGUGCUGGGAUCUCUCAGGAGGUUUCUCAGAGCUUUCGAUUCAAUCUUGAGGAGGUGGAGUGUGCGACUCAGUACUUCUCGGAUGUCAACUUGCUGGGGAAGAGCAACUUUGCUGCAACUUAUAAGGGCCUCUUGCGAGAUGGGACUGUGGUUGCUGUGAAGAGCAUCAACAAGACAAGCUGCAAAACUGAGGAGGCUGACUUCUUGAAGGGGUUGAAGAUACUGACUUUGUUGAGGCAUGAGAAUCUUGUUGGAUUGAGGGGCUUUUGCUGUUCUAGAGGUAGGGGGGAGUGCUUCCUUGUCUAUGAUUUCGUUAUAAAUGGGAGCCUAUCACAGUAUCUGGAUAUGAAGGAUAAUGUGAAUGGCAGGGUUCUAGACUGGCCUACAAGAGUAUCCAUCAUCAAAGGCAUUGCUAAAGGUAUUGAGUAUUUACACAGCAAUCGACCAAACAAGCCUGCUCUGGUCCACCAAAACAUAGCAGCAGAGAAGGUCCUCAUUGAUCAUAAUUUCACUCCUCGACUCUCUGGCUCUGGUCUGCACAAACUCUUGGCAGACGAUGUCGUCUACUCGACCCUCAAAGCCAGUGCUGCCAUGGGCUACUUGGCCCCCGAAUAUACCACUAUUGGCCGAUUCACAGAAAAGAGUGAUGUCUAUGCCUUUGGAGUCCUUGUAUUCCAAAUCCUUACAGGGAAGAGCAAUGUCUCCCACCUGCGGCUAAAUUCUGAGUCUGCGAAGCUUGAAAACCUCCUCGACGAAAAUCUCGCCGGGAACUUCUCCAUACCAGAGGCAGCAAAGCUAGCAGGGAUUGCCCUGGUUUGCACAGGUGAGAGUCCAAGCCAGAGGCCGACGAUGGAGGCGGUGCUUCAGCAGCUAAGCUUCAGUUGCUGAUCUUCUUAACCUAUGCUCAGAUUCCUCGUCUGAGGGCUUCCAAUGCAACAUGCUAGGGAGGAUUUAUUUUGAAGUGCAUUGUGCCUUUGAAUGAGGACCUUUGAGUUAUGUAAUGUUUGUUUCUCGGUUCCUAACAAUUGACCUUUGUGCUAGAGUUGCUCUCCAGAUUAAGAUGAAGGCAGAUCGUUGUAUCUCUAGUUACUUUUUCUCUUUCCGAAUUCUAGUUUGGCAGUUACUGUA
This is a messenger RNA of Phoenix dactylifera (date palm), 2308 nucleotides long. Its product is annotated as receptor-like serine/threonine-protein kinase ALE2. Lineage: Eukaryota; Viridiplantae; Streptophyta; Magnoliopsida; Arecales; Arecaceae. Gene Ontology annotation, biological process: protein phosphorylation. The record is from RefSeq and is a predicted model, not a curated record. Gene Ontology annotation, molecular function: ATP binding; protein kinase activity; receptor serine/threonine kinase binding.